AUGGCAACAACUAUAAAAAAUGCUCUCACAAACCCAAAUAUUAACAAAAACUAUCAACCACCAAAAAACAACAUUAACACCCCACCAAUCAACGAAAUUGCAAAUUCCAAUCGCAAUAAUAACCCACUUCAAAAUAGUGGUUCAAAAGCUACACUAAAUGAAUCACUUAAUAAUAACGGGAAAAACUCAUUAUCAAUGUGA
Molecule: messenger RNA, 201 nt
Organism: Dictyostelium discoideum AX4
Lineage: Eukaryota; Evosea; Eumycetozoa; Dictyosteliales; Dictyosteliaceae
Exons: 1
Coding region: 1-201 (66 amino acids)
Source: RefSeq, a predicted model, not a curated record